This is a messenger RNA of Ambispora leptoticha, 675 nucleotides long. NCBI's taxonomy places the organism in Eukaryota, Fungi, Glomeromycota, Glomeromycetes, Archaeosporales, Ambisporaceae. The record is from the annotation of a GenBank genome assembly.
CUAUAUGGAGAAUCCGAGAUGUGCAAAUCCGAGUGCUAUCGUGGUUUUAUCUCAGUAGAAAUUUUUCUAUAUAACCUAUAUCCAUCGUGGUUAAAUCGCAGUUUAGUCGUAGCAGAGUUGCAGGCACGAAGGGUGAUCAUGUGGACCAAUGAACACCUGCGCUUAUUAAUCGACGAGAAAAAAACUAGGAACAUCGAAUAUUACGAUAUCAUGGGUAUUAGUAGAGAGGAUUUUUGGAAUAGCGUCGCAGAUAAGAUCUUACACCGGAUACCAAUGCAAGGGAAAAUUCCAAAGUCUCAAGAAAGACGGCGAAACCGCACUCCACCAACCUACGAAGAAGUUUCAUCAAUGUUAAAUAUGAGUCGCCGUGAAUCUCCCGCUGAUAAUGCAAGUAAUGUAAACGAUACGGGUGGAAAUUCAGGCCAUAACGCAAAUAUUGCAGAUGGGAAUUCAGGGAAUAACACAAAUAAUGUGGGUGAAAAUUUAGGUAAUAAUACAAAUAAUAUAGAUGGAAAUUUAGAUAAUGUAACAUACUCAUCUUCAUCUGAGUUAGCAAAUACGACCUCAAACCUUAAUACAUCUACAUCACGGAGUGACAGUGAUCUUAGUAUGUCCGAUGUUGGAGAUAGUCAGCCACCUCAUAUGGAGCCUAUAAAUGAAGAGGGGGGGGGUUAG